Ramularia collo-cygni is the source of this 510-nucleotide messenger RNA. RefSeq names its product probable Cyanate hydratase. The transcript has 4 exons. The record is from RefSeq and is a predicted model, not a curated record. Gene Ontology annotation, molecular function: DNA binding; cyanate hydratase activity. NCBI's taxonomy places the organism in Eukaryota, Fungi, Ascomycota, Dothideomycetes, Mycosphaerellales, Mycosphaerellaceae. Bases 1 to 510 code for a protein of 169 amino acids.
AUGGCGCAAAAAGGGACUUCCAGCGGGUUUCCAAUUGCCUGCUUGACGGCGGACCUCGCUCCCAAGCUUCCCGCUCACAGCUCGCUCCUAUUUGCCCAGAAGAAAGCACACGACCUCUCCUUCGAGACCAUCGGGUCAUUCCUCGGCCGUGACGAAGUCGCCGUAGCCGCCCUCUUCUACGGCCAGGCCAACGCGACGCCCGAGGACGUUCAAAAGCUAUCCGAGAUCCUACAGAUCGCCCCUGAGGUUCUCAUGCAGACGGAGAUUACCGCUCUCCCAGAUCGAGGCAGAAGUAUGGAGAUGCCACCAAGAGAACCAUUGAUGUAUCGCUUGUAUGAGAUUGUGCAAAACUAUGGCUAUGCAUACAAAGCUGUGUUGAACGAGAAAUUUGGCGACGGUAUUAUGAGCGCCAUCUCCUUUUCGACAAAGGUAGAGAAAGAGACGGAUGAUAAAGGUGACUGGGUGAAGAUCACCCUAAGGGGCAAGUGGUUGCCAUACACCCGUUUCUAG